AUGGCGAGGAAACUGCGAGCGGCUGCCCAAGCAGCCGCGCAAUCAUUGAGGAAUGCACCCCCUGCGAUCCCCGAUGGCUCAGACGAGGAAAUGGCGGAGGCACCCCCGUCGCGCGACCCCUCCGUGGCCCCAGAAGACACAGGAGACGCGUCCGAAAAAGAUCCCGACGUCGAGCCUCCCUCCGAGCCGGCCCAAGAGGAGGAACCCGACGCUGCGCCCACCCCCGUCGCGGCGGAAACCCACCCGCCGUCGCGCGGAGACACACCAACUCGCUCCGUGGGCCGCCCGGCCAUCCCGCGAAAACGCCGUAUCGGUCGUCCGCCGAAGAACCGCCCACCCGACUGGGAUGCGCCGGACGGAUCUGCGCCGCCGCAGAUCCAUGUGAGCACGCCCGUGAAGCGCCGCCGUGGGCGGCCCGCGGCCAGUGGUGGUCGGUGGGGGCGCAACCGGGGCCCGUCGCAUGUCACCCAGGUGCCUAUCGACAAGGAGGGAAACAUGAUGGACGUGAUUGACGAUGAAGUCGCCGUGCCAGGCGACCCUGAAGGCGAUACCAAGGUCGAUAAGAACGGCCAUUUGCAGGGGGACCGCGAGUACCGUGUGCGCACGUUUACGAUCCUCAACAGGGGCGAUCGUCUGUACAUGUUGUCGACGGAGCCGGCGCGUUGUAUUGGUUUCAGGGAUUCGUACCUGUUCUUCCAGAAGCACAAGUUCCUCUACAAGAUUAUCAUCGACGACGAUGCGAAACGCGACCUGAUCGAGAGAGAGGUCAUCCCGCAUUCUUACAAGGGCCGUGCCAUCGGUGUGGUCACUGCUCGAUCCGUCUUCCGGGAGUUCGGCGCGAAGAUUAUCGUUGGCGGCAGGAAGAUUAUCGAUGACUACAACGUGAAGGCUGCGCGGGAGCGUGGGGAUGUCGAGGGUGAGCUGGCGGUGCCGGAGGACAAACUCCCGCCCCCCGGCGAACCCUACAACAGGAACCAGUACGUCGCGUGGCAUGGAGCGAGUAGUGUUUAUCACACACAGACACCUGCCGCCCCGCUACCAACGGGCAAGGCUGUGGACUCUAAGAAACGGAGAGUGACGGUGACUGGAGAUAAUUGGAUGCUCGAGCAUGCUCGGGAAGCUAGCAAUUAUAACGCAAUUCUUACAAACACCCGUCGCGCCAAUCUGGAGGGCACGUACGAUAUACACACCAACGUCAUGCAGUACCCCAAGAUCAUGCAGCCGACGCACGCCCGGUGGGAACGUUUGCCGCCCCCCGAUCCCCGUGUGGCCGCCAAACUCACCAAGGAGAUGUCAUCUCUUACCCUCACCAAUGGCGUUGAUGAAGAUGAAACCGCGCCCGAGGAACCCACUGCAGCCUCGGUCGAGGAUGAGACCCAGAACAAGGCAGAAGACACGCCCAAAGAAUCCAUCUUCUCCACCAUUCCGGCUGCCCUCUCCCGUCGCUUUGCUAUCAGCGACAUCUACUACGAAACGCCACCAUAUUCCAAUAUGGGCGUUCCUGGUCCAGAUGGUGACGUUCACGAUCUGGGCACGAACGGUCUGAUCAGCGCCGCCAACGCGACCCACCCCGAGUUUGUCAGCCCCGAGAUUCUCGAAGAACUGCCAGCCGAAUGCAAGGAGGCGCUCGUGGAGGCGGCCACGCGAGAGUGGGAAUGGAAAUCCAAAUGGCGCAGUGAGGCCACGGACGGAGCCCGGACGACGCCUCUGAAGAGUUAUGCCUGGUUUCCAUGA
Molecule: messenger RNA, 1734 nt
Organism: Aspergillus terreus NIH2624
Lineage: Eukaryota; Fungi; Ascomycota; Eurotiomycetes; Eurotiales; Aspergillaceae
Exons: 3
Coding region: 1-1734 (577 amino acids)
Cellular component (GO): nucleus
Molecular function (GO): chromatin DNA binding
Source: RefSeq, a predicted model, not a curated record